AUGAAAUGGGUCGGGCCGUGGCAGGGUGCGCGCGCCGCCCGCCCUAGGCAGCCCGGUGAGACCGACCGCGCGCUUUUCCGCGCCAAUAUUAGCAGCGGUUUUCGCGUGAAUUCAGCACUGAACGCCGAGUUAGAAUGUUCGCUGCCCGAUAUCCGCGCAUGCGCUGUUCAGAUAUCAACAAAUGCUAAAACGGUUAUUGACAAAUACUUUCAGUCUUCGAAGAACAGCGGCGAGGAAUGCUUCAAUAUUAUGCCGUUUGUAGAUGCGAUAUUAUUAGCUAUUUUCUGGAUGUCGCACGUUUAA
Messenger RNA from Leptosia nina, 303 nucleotides. The record is from the annotation of a GenBank genome assembly. NCBI's taxonomy places the organism in Eukaryota, Metazoa, Arthropoda, Insecta, Lepidoptera, Pieridae.